AGGAACCAGAUUACCGUGUCAAGCAGCGUUGCUUGAAUGGUCAUGCUCCUUGGCCGGAAGGUAUUUGUACAAAAUGUCAACCGAGUGCAGUGACAUUACAACAACAACAAUUUCGUAUGGUUGAUCAUAUUGAAUUUUCGACAUCGAAUCUCAUUAAUGACUUUAUUAAUUUCUGGCGAUCUACUGGAUAUCAACGGUUUGGAUAUUUAUAUGGACGGUAUGAGCCUUACCCUGAUGUUCCAUUAGGCAUAAAAGCAGUUGUGGAGGCGAUUUAUGAGCCACCACAAGAAAACCAAACGGAUGGAUUAAGUCUCAAUCUCCCAUGGAAUGAAGAAGAAUCAGUCGAUGAGGGAGCUGCUGCUUGUGGAUUAUUCAAAGUCGGAAUGAUAUACACCGAUCUUAUGGAUGCUGGUCAAGGAAAAGUAAUUUGCAAGCGACACAUUGACUCUUAUUUUCUUUCUUCCCAAGAAUGCUGUUUCUCUGCCGCAAUGCAAACCAAAAACCCCAAUGUCACGAAAUUGAGCGCCUCCGGAAAAUUCUCGAGUAAAUUUGUGACAUGUGUCGUAACGGGAAACGAGAAUGGCGAGGUUGAUGUGCAUGCAUAUCAGGUUUCUAGUACUUGUGAGGCGAUGGUAGCUGCUGACAUUAUCGAGCCGAGUGUAGAGCCUAGUGUGAUGCGUGUGAAGGAAAGUACUUUGGAACGCUAUGUUCCUGAAGUAUUUUACAAGUACAAAAAUAAAUAUGGUGUGAAUGUACAAGAGAGCGCAAAGCCUUGUUUUCCGGUCGAAUAUUUGCUAUUAAAUGUCACGCAUGGUUUCCCAUUAAACCAAACACCUCUUUUCACAUCACCAAAAAGUUUCUCGAUCGAAAAUCGUCCGGGUAUUGAAGCACAAGAUCUCAAAACGCUACAGAACCAUCUCGACGCAACUAAAGGUGACGCUCAUCUAGUGAAUGUAUUGUCGGAUUUCCAUCUACUUACAUAUAUAAAGAGUACUGGAAUAUUCGAUAAGAAGGAUUUUGAUACGUUGGCAAGAAUCGCUGUUACACAUUCUGAGGCUGAUGCUGCUGCCCUUUCUGAGAAUUCCGGAUGGCAGACAUUUUUGGCUAUAAUGCAAGAGAAUGAUAAUGCACCAAUAAGAAAUCAAGAUGUAAACUUUGGCGCGACACAGACAAUACCCAGCGUUGCUGUCGAUGAUGCAAUAGCAGAAGGCAGCGCUUCAUCGGAUGCGAGAGGAGGAUGGAGUUGCAGGCAUUGCACAUAUUCGAAUCCACGCACUGCUGUAAAUUGCGAGAUAUGCGUAUUACCAAAGGAUUAA
This is a messenger RNA of Ambispora gerdemannii, 1316 nucleotides long. NCBI's taxonomy places the organism in Eukaryota, Fungi, Glomeromycota, Glomeromycetes, Archaeosporales, Ambisporaceae. The record is from the annotation of a GenBank genome assembly.